GACUCCCACGAGGAAGAGAACAAGAAGGCUUGGGAGAAGGGUGGCGCAAAGUACAGCAGCAAAGCAUACAGCGAAUACUUUGAUCCUUGUCAAGAAGCUGCCGACAGAAGUCUGAGAUGUCUACGAAGAAACGGCGGUGAUAAGGCGCUUUGCUCAGACUACUUUGAGUAUGAUCAAUUGAUCUUGAUUCUUGAUUCUUCUGAUCUUUGGGCUGAUACCGAAACAGANGCAUAUCGCGAGUGCAAGAAGCAAUGGAUGCUAGAGAUGAAGGAGGAAAAGAGAAGGCAAGGCAGAUGGUGGUAA
Messenger RNA from Aureobasidium vineae, 303 nucleotides. NCBI's taxonomy places the organism in Eukaryota, Fungi, Ascomycota, Dothideomycetes, Dothideales, Saccotheciaceae. The record is from the annotation of a GenBank genome assembly.